Rotaria sp. Silwood1 is the source of this 498-nucleotide messenger RNA. The record is from the annotation of a GenBank genome assembly. NCBI's taxonomy places the organism in Eukaryota, Metazoa, Rotifera, Eurotatoria, Philodinida, Philodinidae.
AUGAAUUCAAUCUAUUGCAAAGGUUUUCGUUUAGUUUUACUUUUUACAUUCUGCCCAUGCUUCUGUCUGACAUCACUUUACCAUUGUAAUUUUGAUACACAAACAUCAAGUAAUUGUCUAUUGAAGAAAACAUUAGAUGCACCAACUCUAAUUCAUGCAACUGGUUCACUUCAAGACGAAAUACCUACCCAGACAUUAACUGAUAAUACAUCUAUUCUGACAUAUGCGUUUGUUAAAACACCUCGUGUUGGUGCAUUUGAUCAUACUUAUUCAGCAUUAGUGAAAAAAGGAGAAAAUAGUAUGCAAUGUCUCGAUUUUUAUUACUAUAUCACUGACAGUUCACACAAUGCCAAAAUCGGUGUUGAGUUGGACAUUGGUUCAACAAGACAACCAAUUAUAGAGUUGAUAGCAACACCCAAUAGCAAAUGGCAACAUUGUCAACAUUCAUAUAGUCGGCCAUCAUCAAGUACCUAUCAUGUAAGUAAAACAUUUUGGUGA